This is a messenger RNA of Thalassophryne amazonica, 2910 nucleotides long. Its product is annotated as cytoskeleton-associated protein 5-A-like. Bases 170 to 2893 code for a protein of 907 amino acids. Gene Ontology annotation, cellular component: kinetochore; spindle pole; microtubule plus-end. Lineage: Eukaryota; Metazoa; Chordata; Actinopteri; Batrachoidiformes; Batrachoididae. The transcript has 20 exons. Gene Ontology annotation, molecular function: microtubule plus end polymerase activity; microtubule plus-end binding. The record is from RefSeq and is a predicted model, not a curated record. Gene Ontology annotation, biological process: mitotic spindle organization; establishment or maintenance of microtubule cytoskeleton polarity; centrosome duplication.
GCGACAUCCAGGUGUGCGUGCUCAAACACCCGCGCACCUUCCUCAGCAAGAUCCUCACCUCCAAGUUCCUGCGGCGGUGGGAGCCGCACCACCUGACGCCCACCGACUGCAGCCUGAGCUCCUCCACCUUGAAUCAUCCUGGGGAAGCCCGCCCCCCUGAGUGGCUACUAUGGGGGAUGACAGCGAGUGGAUGAAGCUUCCCAUUGACCAGAAAUGUGAACACAAGGUGUGGAAAGCUCGCCUGAAUGGCUAUGAGGAAGCUCUGAAGCUCUUUCAGAGGGUUGAAGAUGAGAAGAGUCCAGAGUGGGGGAAGUACCUGGGCCUAAUAAAGAAGUUUGUGACCGAUUCUAAUGCUGUGGCUCAGCUUAAAGGCCUGGAGGCCGCUCUGGCUUUUAUUGAAAAUGCACAUGUCGCUGGCAAAACGACAGGUGAAGUAGUGUCGGGCGUAGUGAACAAAGUGUUCAACCAGCCUAAGGCGCGAGCGAAGGAGCUGGGCAUGGACAUCUGCCUGAUGUACAUCGAGAUCGAGAAGGCUGAGAUGGUUCAGGAGGAGCUGCUAAAAGGACUGGACAACAAGAACCCCAAGAUCAUGGUGGCCUGUAUCAAGACCAUCACCAAGGCCCUCAGUGAGUUUGGAUCCACGAUCAUCUCUCUGAAGCCCGUGGUGAACGUUUUACCCAAGCAGUUUGAGUCCAGGGACCAAGCUGUGAGGAAUGAAGCCAAACUGCUGGCUGUGGAGAUCUACAAAUGGAUCAGAGACGCUCUGAGACACUCGUUACAAAGUAUUAACUCUGUACAGCUGAAGGAGCUGGAGGAGGAGUGGGUGAAGUUGCCUCCAUCUCCACCCAAACAGACCAGGUUCCUGCGCUCCCAGCAAGACCUGAAAGCCAAGUUUGAACAACAAGCCCAAGGAGGAGACAACUCUGAAGGAGAGGAUGAGGAGGAAGCUGCAGCAGCUGUGGAUCCGUAUGAACUUCUGGAAGCUGUGGAGAUUCUCUCCAAGGUUCCUAAAGAUUUCUACGAGAAAAUAGAAGCUAAAAAGUGGCAGGAGAGGAAAGAAGCUCUGGAGGUUGUCGAGGCUCUGACCAAGAACCCCAAACUAGAGAAUGGACACUAUGGACACCUGGUUAGAGCACUAAAUGAGGUGGUGGGGAAAGAUGCCAAUGUGAUGUUGGUAACAUUGGCUGCUAAAUGCCUAGCUGGGCUGGCCACCGGUCUCAGGAAGAAGUUUGGACCAUAUGCAGGCCAGGUGGUACCAACCAUUCUGGAGAAGUUUAAGGAGAAGAAACCUCAUGUUGUCCAGGCCCUGCAGGAGGCCAUGGAUGCCAUCUUCCUCACAACCACACUGCAGAACCUGUCGAAGCACAUCCUGGCUGUGAUGGACAAUAAGAACCCCUCCAUUAAGCAGCAGGCCUCCUUGUUUCUGGCCCGGUCCUUCAGACACUGUACCCAGGCCAUGCUGCCGAAGAGUAUUCUCAAACCUCUCUGUGCUGCCCUCACCAAGCAAGUGAACGACUCUUCACCGGAGGUUCGUGAUGCUGCAUUCGAAGCUUUGGGCACAUCCAUGAAAGUGGUCGGAGAGAAAGCGGUCAACCCCUUCCUGGCUGACCUGGACAAACUCAAGAAGGAUAAGAUAAAGGAAUGUGCCAACAAAGUUGAGCUCCCUGGAGGAAAGAAGGUCGGAGGAGGAAAAGAUGGAGGGACUGAACAGAAGGCUGUAGCUGCUAAAGCUGCUCCUCCUGCUGAAGCUUCACCCAGAUCAUCUGUUCUCAACAAAAAGCCUCAAACUGCUCCUGCCAGCAAGCCAUCAGCAGGUCCACCCAAGAAAGUCAAACCUACAUCUGCAGCCAGUGGGAAAGCCAGAAAAGCGCCUGACACGAAAGAGUUUAUUGAGAGCGAAUUAGCGGGUGCAGCCAGUAAGAAACUUGUGUCAAAGGCUCUGAAGGAUGAUGAGGAAAAGUCUGGGCCCAUCUUCAUCCACAUCCCCAAUGCCAAGGAACAGCGGAUCAAGGAAGAGAAGCAGCUCAAGAUCUUGAAAUGGAACUUCCUGCAUACUCCUCGUGAUGAGUAUGUGGUGCAGCUGAAAGCUCAGAUGUCCACCUGCCUGGCCAAGUGGCUCCAGGACGAGCUCUUCCACUUUGACUUCCAGAGACAUGUCAAAGCUAUCGGAGUCAUGAUAGAGAGGUUGGAAAGUGAGAGUGAAGCCACCAUCAGCUGUCUGGACCUGGUCCUGAAGUGGUUCACUCUGAGGUUUUUCGACACCAACACCACAGUAAUUAUGAAGGUGCUGGAGUAUCUGAAGAUGCUCUUUGCCAUGCUGAACAGGGAGAAUUAUCACCUCACUGAGUAUGAAGCCAACUCCUUUGUCCCCUACCUCAUACGGAAGGUUGGCGAGUCAAGAGAUGUGGUUCGGAAAGAUGUCCGGGCAAUUCUCACCAUGCUCUGUAAUGUCUAUCCGGCAUCAAAGAUCUUUCCUUUACUCAUGGAUGGAACAAAGUCCAAGAACUCCAAACAGAGAGCUGAGUGUCUGGAGGAGUUGGGCUGUUUGAUCGAAGGCUAUGGGAUGAACGUAUGCCAGCCGACUCCUGCUAAGGCCUUGAAGAAAAUUGCCAUUCACAUCGGUGACUGGGACACAUCUGUCCGCAACGCUGCCCUGAACACAGUGGUGGCUGUCUACAACAUCUGUGGUGACAAAGUCUACAAACUGAUAGGAAACUUAUCAGAGAAAGACAUGAGUAUGCUGGAGGAGAGAAUCAAGCGCUCGGCUAAAAAGGCCCCCUCAGCUCCAGCAAAGCAGAUUGCGUCAAAGCGACCACCGAGAGAACACCCAGCCAACCCCAGGGCCACCUUCCUCUGUAAGCCAGCCCAGGAGGAUCCCAAAAAACUCAAGUAGGUCACCUCAGGCUCGUG